Venturia canescens is the source of this 9373-nucleotide messenger RNA. RefSeq lists its product as uncharacterized. Gene Ontology annotation, biological process: protein phosphorylation. Gene Ontology annotation, molecular function: protein kinase activity; ATP binding. The record is from RefSeq and is a predicted model, not a curated record. The coding region runs from base 727 to 7806 and encodes 2359 amino acids. Lineage: Eukaryota; Metazoa; Arthropoda; Insecta; Hymenoptera; Ichneumonidae. The transcript is spliced from 10 exons.
UGCUACUAUAUAUGUGAUAUAUCGGAGUGUGAUUAAACACAGAUGCACAUAACACGCCUACCUGCUAGACGAACCGUGUCUUUUUGAUACAUCGUUUUCAUCUAUUUCUUCCCUCUCUUUUCUCCCGUACUCACUGGUGUGCAAGUUUUUUAAUCUAUCAUUGCAAUAAUCUUAUUUUAUCUACUAACGAAUCAACAGUUAAAGAAAAAAUCUAACAAUAGAAGACGUAAUGUAUGGGAAUGCAAAAUGACGGGUUUUUCGUGAGCGCGAUAAACUCUUGCCCUCCAUACACAUAGUUCCAGGUUAUUUACAUACACGACAUAACUACAAUAAACGAUCAAUUAAUGAAUUGUUGAUAUUCGCUAUAUUUCUCUUCGACAAUUUUAAGGUUCAUCGUGACUGUGCGUGAUUGCUUAUUCUUUUGAAUGUUUUUUAUAUCAUCAAAGAAAAUUCUCCUACUGGAACGCGCUAGACCGUUUAGUAACAAAAAGUGGAAGAAAGCUGGAAGUAGCUAGAAAAUAUUUUGGCUUUCCUUAUCAUGAUGGAAGAGUGAACGAAAAGAAAUUAUAUUCGAUGAACUGCGAUGAUCGACUUGAAGUGGAUCUUCUAGUAGCAAGAAGUGGAAGAAAUUUGACAGUGCUCUAGACAUUUUGGGAUGAAAAUGUUUUUUUUAUCCUCGUCAUGAUGGAAUAGUGGACAAAAAGAAAGUAUUUUGGAUAAACUGCGAUGGUUGACUUGAGGUGGAUUUGCUGGUACCUUUUGAAAGGUGUGCCAACACUUUUUGCCUUUCCCAUUGAAUCAUCACAGGCCUCAGACUCGGAUUUCUGGAAAGUACAAUGGGAAUAUUGGCCCCAAUAUACUCUUGGGAUUCUGAGCUUCGUCGUUGUAGCAUCUACUCUUGUCGGAUGUCUCUGUUGUCAGAGACAGCGCCGUCCAAAAGGAUUUCAGGACGAUGCUGCAACAGGCAAGGAAUUCAAGGAUGGAAGUACAGCGGGAACGGAAACAACAAUCGAGCGUGUGCCUUCCUCGAGUCUCGAACUCGAAGUACCACGACGCAUUUCAACACCAUCGAGAGAGAAGAUUUUAUUUGAUGAGAUAUUGUUGUCCAAUUAUACGGAUGGAAGAUCAGCUUUAAAACCGCCAUCGUCAUCGCUCUAUAACAAUGAUGACAAUGAAGAGAAUGAAAUAUCACGUAAUCGAGGGAAAAACGAGUGGUACGAAGGUGAAAAUUUUCCCCGCGAAAAGUUGAAAUAUCUUCGUGAAAUUGGUCGUGGCUGGUUUGGCAAAGUAGUCGAAGGGAUGACAGUACUCGAGGAAGGAAACGUCACGAUGUUGGGGAAAAACCGUGGUGUCGUCGUAAGGAUUUUAACGGAAGGUGCAACGAGCAGAGAAAAAUCGUGGUUCCUCGGGGAGUCGACACCGUAUUUAAAACUUCGACAUCCAAACGUUCUUGAACUUUUGGGUUUUUGCCUGGAGACUGAUCCAUUUCUCUUGCUCUUUGAAUCUUGUCCCGUUGGAGACCUGAAAAAUUUUUUGCUGGAAAAUCGCGAGACCGGUGAUGCCCUCCGAAAGGAAAAUGUACCGAUGAGAAUGGCGCUGAAUAUUGCCAACGCCCUCGAACAUAUGCACGAAAAUGGAUUUGCUCAUACAGAUUUAUCUGCAAGAAAUUGUCUCGUGGCUCAUGAUUUAACCGCUAAAUUGGGCGACUAUGGGGUCGGGGUCGAGAAAUAUCCUGGCGAUUAUUACAUCGUGGGUGAUCGUGCCUUGCCGAUACGAUGGUCAGCCCCGGAAAGCUUAGAAUGCACGGAAACGACGAUCGAAACGAGAGCAAUUACACCGCACGCGAAUGUUUGGAGUUACGGUGUGCUGCUGUGGGAAAUAGCUAGCUGGGCGGAGCGUCCUUACGACCAUCUUUGCGAUGAGCAAGUUAUCGAAUUAAUAUUUUCCCCCAGAAGCGAGAAAUCUGUUGAAUUGGUUGAUAAAUUUAUCGCCAAACACGACUUGCCGGCAAAUUUUCGAGAAGCUUUAGAAGCAACGUGGAAAUUUGCGCCCACCGAGCGUUCGAGCCUGAGAAACGUGCGAGAAAUACUAUGUGGAAAAAAGAUGGAAGAUUUCGAGCAACGAUGGGAAAAUUUAAAGCCAAAUGGGCCAUGCUCCGUCGAUAAAAGUGCGAGUUUACAAGAUCUCAGAGGGAGCAUGGACUCCGGGCUGUGCCAGGCGAAUUCGUACCUUGAUAAAAAUUCUCUACGAGCCAACUUUCGUCUGGGACCCGAAGAAGAGCCUGUCGUUAAUUGUGCGAGCAUAAGAGAAACCAUUUGUCAAACCGAGUCGGGAUCAGAGACCGAGGAGGAAAGUUGGAGGGGUCGCGUCGAGCGUGGCGCUUAUACAGAAAAGGUUAAACAAAAAUCGAAGUCAGUAGCCGAUCUCAUGGUUCUCGUCCACAUUGAUUCAGACUCCGAUGUCGAAUCUUCGCUGGGACCGCAGAACAUCGAUAAGCCUAUGAAAAAACGUUUACCACCGUCGGGUAGCGACGGUGAUCUCCGCCGCGGUGCCGUUAUCGCCGACGAAUUUGACGAAGCUCUGAGGAAACUACGCGAUCCCUCUAAUGUUGCAAAUAGCUUCGUUACGAGAACGACAAAAAGUACGAUGGAUCACGUAAAUACUGACUCCAAGGUCAAUGAAAACGUGAAAAUUGUAGAUAAUAUCGUACAAAGUGUCGAAAUUAACGAAAUUAUCGAGAAGCCCAAAUUAUUAACUCUCACCAGUCAUCAGGGAAAAACUCCGAUAUUGAGAUUAUCGUUUGGCGGCAAUCCUCUGUCAUCAGAUUCGAGUGAGCCCAAUCUCAAAGACGAUAGUUUUCAAAACGAAGAACGCGUUGUUGAAAAAAUUGAGCAAGAUACGACGAGCGGUGACAAAAAUUCAAGUGAUACAAGAGAAUUUUUGCGAAACGAGGAACCCGUCGUCUUGCGAUUGGUCUCCAAAGGUAAUCCGGAUCUUCCACUUUUGCGUUAUAUUCCCGAACGUAGUUCAACACCAGUGAACCCAGUAGAUAAAGCCCCUUCGGAUGCAUUUCUCGUAUCUGAAAGUCGUGAGGCUCCUCCUUUGUUGACCGACACAACUGGCAAUGGGCCGAAUAGCGUCGACGUUGAAUUGUGGAACGACGCUCUGGGUGAAGAAUUGGAAAAGAAAAACCCUCUUUUCGUUGAAAAUGUCACUAUUUUUCAUGAAUACGCUCAAGAUCGAAUGCUCUAUUUUGAUAAUUCGUCAACAGCUCCGCUCGACAAAGACGCCGGUUUUCACAAAAAAAAUUCAAACUCUGGAUCAAGCACACCAAAAUCGUUGCAAAGUUUCCCUGUUUCAUCGUGUCCUUCCGGUACACGAUACAAUUUUUCAGCGGCCUGUUUAUCGGCUCCUGCAACUCCACGACGCAACGAUAAUCUUAUUUCGAUUUCGGGUCAACGAUUACGGGACAGGCGUAAAGAAGAAAUGAGAAAAAAGACGGAUUAUUAUCCGGAUGAUUGUGUUGUCCUACGAGGCUCGUUAUCUGCGCCGGAAACACCCUUCCGUCGAAAGUACAAUGAAGAUUCGUCAACUUGCGAAGAUCUCGACGAGGAGAGACAUGACGUGAAAGACUCCGCUCCGGAUACGCCACAAUCUCGUUGUAACUAUUCGGUCGGUAAUGCUGACGAAGAUUUGUCAUCAGUCGGCGAUGAACUUGAACCCGCUGGGAUAAUGAAAAGAUCGUCGCACGAAGUCGACGAUGAGGAAGAUCGUAAACAUUUGUCAACCCCGGACGAUGAGCGGAGUUCAGAUUCGGGUUUCCGUGACAAAGAAUCGUGCGAGGAAGAAGAGUCCCCGAUUCCAGGUUCACAGGUACUAUCGAGUAUCGAAAUACUCGGCACGAGAAUUUCUUGCGUAAACCUGAAAAAUUCGUCACCGCUAUUCUCCGCCUCGGCCGAAGAAGAACAAAUGCGAAUUUUGUUUGAGUUAGAUACGAUUCUUGAUGCUGAGUAUUACGGAAACUCCCGUGAUCCAGACAAAAUUGACGACACCGAAAUCUCUUUGGAAAUAAAUGAAAAAUUACAUUUUGAGGACACCGAUGAGAUUGCUGAAAAAAUUAGAUCGAUAUCGGAAUCCCACGGUUCUACGGAAUCGACGGAUAUUCUAGAGACGGUCAGAGCUAAUUCUUGCGAUGCUAAUUUCUUGGAUCAUUUUUUCAGUUCCAAGGACGACACGAAUCAAGAUUCAAAAUUUGAAUACUUCAAUGAUACGAGUUCGGCUGAUUUGUUGGAAAGCAUGGAGGUUGAUUCGGUGAGCGACGAAUGCUCAAUAAAAAUCGAGGAGAAUCGCUUGAGUUCGAAAAAAGAAGAUUUAAUGGUGGGAGGAGGGGCCCAUUCAAGCUGCGAAUCUCCGAUAAAAACUUCUGAUAAAUCACCGAGCACGGAUUCCUCAGCCGAAUUGAUUCGUUUGAAUAUUGAUUCCUCAGAGACGCCUUCGGAUAUCAUGAAAAACGAAUCAAUUAGCAGCGAAAUCUCGCCGAUAAAAACCGAUCGCAAUUCAUUUACGGAUGGAUCUCUGGAUCUUCAGAUCGUAGUCAGCGACUCGACGAGUUCUUCCGAUAAAGAUGCUCUGAAUAAGGUCGCUUCGUUCGACGAUAUCUCCAAAGUCCUUUCUCAAGAAUCGAAAAGUUUUUCAUCACAUAAUAUAGACAGUAAAACCAACGAAAUAAAUUAUGUGGAAAACUGCUCUUCGAAUUUACCGCUUGAGGAAGAUUCUAGGAAUACGCAACUGAAGAAUCCUCCUGCUGGCAGUGACUCCGAGAUAAUCAACUUGACGAGUCCGUCAAUUGAAGAGGAAUUUUCGUCGAGCCGGAGCGAAGACGUUGCGGAAAUUUCUACACGGGCCGAAACACUGAUCACCGAUUUCGAAUCAAUAAAUCAAGACAAAUUACGAACGAACGAGAGUUUCGAAGCUCAAGAAAAAAAAACGGAAACCGAAACGGAAAACUCAAUAUGUUUACCGCAUGGAGCUGAACGAAGAAAUUUUCAGGGAGAUGACGCUUUUGAAUACUCAUCCGAAGAUAGUCAAAAUUUAUGUACGUUCGUCGAUAGAGCAGACGACGGAGAUUCAACGAUAGAAAAUCACGAUAAAAUAGUAUGUUCUUCGAACGAAUUACUGUUGAUACGCGAUGAGAAUCGAGGUUCGAAUAUUUCCGUUGAUGCACUAAUACAACGCGAUCCAUUAAAUUCGGACGUUGAACAAUGGUCUUGGAGAGAAAAUAUCAACGAGAUUAACGACGACAAUGAGGAGGAUAGCUCGACGAUGUCGUUGAAGAGCGAUAAUUCAUACGUUUCGUUUGGUCUCGACGAAGCUUUCGUAACGGCGAUAAGAAACGAGUUGACGGAAAAACUGCCACGAGCUCAAAUGCCAGUUGUCGAGGCGCUCGAUCCGCACGAUGAGACGGAAACGGCAACGGCGUCUAUAAAUCCAGAAACGACUGCCAAACAUUGGGGGGAAGAUGAAGAAAUUGAUUCGAGUCCGGAACGCUCGAGCGUCGAUAUAUCUAUUCGAUAUAAUAUUUAUGGAACUCCUUUGAGUCCCAUUUUGGAAGAGCGCGAGAGCGCUGCAACUUCCGAGUCUCUUUUCUCGAAAGAAGAAUCCGCCGAUGCCUCAAUCGCGUCUAGAGUUUCGGCAUUGUCCGAGGACGUUCUUGUCGUUGACACCCUAACUAAUCGGGCGAUCAUCGUUGAAGCUGGUGCCAAUGGGGGUAACGUUGGAACCUUAGAUUCUCAACAAGAUGAAGACAGGGACACCUCCCACGGCGACAUUUCCGAUGAAGAAAAUCUUGAAUAUCCACAAAACCAUUUCAACAGAGGCUUCGGUAAUAAAAAAACUUGGUUGGGGAGCGGAGGUGCACCUCUGCCAAGUCCCGAGGAAGAGAGCAAAUGGCAACAACAAUUUCCACUCCCUCUGCAAAUGCAGGAUGAUCUUAUGAGCACGAGCUUCGGUACCGACCGUGAUUGGGACAGUCAGGAUGAUGAGGAGGGUGAAGAUGAAGUCGAAGAGGGAGACGACGAUGAAGAAGAGAAUAGUUCGAGUUCUGGCGAAUUCGUUUGGAAGCGAUACGAUGAUGCUGGGGAUUUGGAGAAAGUUGCAACUCGCAGUCCACCGUCUAAGCCAAAAUCCCACGAGACCGAAGUCGAUUUAGACGAGGAAGCGGAGGAAGAAGGUGACGACGGCGAGGAGGAAGAUGACGAGGAAGAGGAAGAGUUCACGCCGUCAGCCUGGGAUGCGACGUUGGCUCCUCAUCGGUCUGCUCUUAGAUCUCCUGAGAAAAAUCUUAAGACUGGGGAUGAAUUGGAUCAGAAGAAAAGCGUUUGGUUCAAGAAGCAACGGUAUCACUGUGUCUACGAGUAUCCAAAGGAGACUCUUGUGGUCAAUGCUCAGGGGCAAGUUGCGACCACGUGGGAACCAACUUCGUACACUGACUGGGAAGACAUGAUGAACGAACCUGCACGUCUCGAUAUCUACCCGAUUGAAUACGAUGAGACGAAUCGUGCCGGGGACGAAGAAUUUUACGUGAGUAGUUCUAAUCGACCGUUCCAGUUUCAAAGUGGUGACGGUAAGUACGUGAGCCAGUUCUUUCCUGGAGCGAGCACAACGUUGUUACAGCACGAGAGUCAACACCAGAUAUCGUCUUCGUCGUCGUUGACGUCGCCUCGAGACGUCCUGGAUCUACGGCCUUCUGAAGAUGAGGUAGACCGAAUCGACGAUCGACCGUUGGAAGUUUCAUUGCCACAAGCCAAUGGGAAUUCACGCAGCACAGAUUUUAACGAAGGCCAACAACAGGCGCAGCUCGGAGAGCUGAGGCACACCAGAGAUCGUCUCAAACUAAAUUUAUUGUCUACCAAUGGAUCGACAAAAACUGACGGGGAAGUAGUAUCAGAGAUACUACCUAGAGAAUCCGAGAAUGUCGACAACAUUGGAACGAUAUCUGAACAAAUGAAAGUUUCCCUCAAAACAGAGAAACAUUUGGGGAACUUGAAAAAUCUUGAAAAUCCAGAUAGAGCUGAUAUGAUGGAAGCCGCAAGGGAUUUUCCCAGUCCUGACAGCCAACGUGCUGGAAAAGAAUCUUUAACAAAACUCGAAGUCGAUUCUCACAAUAUUGAUGAAAGCGCUGAUAAAAGUGGCAAGAAAACUCCGAAAUGUGAUAACGAAACGAAAAAGUUGAAAACGUCGAUAAAUAAGGACUAUCCACUACAAACGGAAAAUAAACUCUGUGACACAGAAGGAAUCGACUCGCAAGAAAAAGUGUGUUCCGAUAUCGAUGUUGUUGAACAAAGUUCAAAUCUGAAAAUUCUCUGUAAUUUGUCUGUGAUCGAAACAUCGAAAAUAGACGACGACGAGGACGACAACAAUAAAAGGGAAAAAAAGGAUGAAGCGGUUUGCGGAGAUGAUGGAAAAGUAGCGAAUGAAAAUGCUGAUGAUAAAGUGAAAGAUGUGAAAGAAUCAACGACUUUUGGUAACGAUGAGAAAAUGCUAGAGGUCAGGUCAACGGAUGAAAACUUUCAAAACUGCGGGGACCAAAAAGAAGAAUCUUCGAAAUGGAAGACGCGGAAAGAUCCAAGAAAGUAUGAACAUUUAGAAAUAUCAAUUUUGGAAGCAGCUGUAAUUCCUUCGAGUAGUAACGAUACCGCUAACAGUGCACUCGUCGUCAGCACAUCGAUUAAUGAUUCAUCGAAAAAUGGGAAAAACAUGGGUGAAAUCAAAGAAACGGAAAUGGUCCAAUCGUUGACGCAAUCGUAGCCGUCCAACCCGGCAUUUCAGCACAACUGAUAAAAUUGCUAUAGAAAGCGAAUAUAAUUAUUGAUCUACAAUAAUAAUUUGCAAAUUGUUAUUUAUAAAUAAUAAUCAUUAAUAUUUAAUUAUUAUUGUCGAUAAAUAUUAUUGAACAUUUGGAAACAUUGUUGUUACAAAAACAAAAUAUAGAAAAGGUAGGAAUCUGAUUAAUUAGGAUCUCUAGAAAAAACGAAGUGUGCGAAUUUUUCGUCUCGCGGUGAGACUCGUGUUGUCGGAGUCCGUCCUAAAUAUUUGACAAACGAAAUGAUAGAUUUUGUCGCACUGAAAUACAUGCGGAACUAUUCUCUACGCGAUAAAUAUCUAACGGAAUACACAAAACAAAAACAUCAAUUUUUAAUUAUUUGUAAAUAGCUUAUAAUAUAGGAUAACGAUCCGAGAAAAGAAAAGUAGGUGCAUUGAAAUGUUCAAGCUACCAUUUAAAUUCGAAAGAGUACAUUUUUUGGGGGUCGAAGAAUCUCGUCUGAAAGAUUGGUCGUCUUUUUGGCCGGAAUCUUUUGCUACACGUGUAAAUAUUAUUAAACGGGGAAUGAGAAAAAAGUGGAAUAUGCGUUGACAAACAGUCGUGCCUAAACGUUGUUGAAUUUAUUAUUAUUAUUAUUAUUAUCCGUUAUCUUCUUUGUUCGUUCUGUCUACGUUGUGGUCAAACGAAAUUUCAUGAUCUGGUUCGUAUUCGUUGAUUAGUUAUUUAAGGGGAUGUGAAAAGGGAUGACAAAAAUGGUAUUAUAAAUUCUUCAAAGAACAGAAUGUUUUGACUCCUCAUUUUCAAACUUGUUUUUGCUAGAGGUAAAAAAGGCUCUCUUUCUCUCUCUCUCUCUCUCUUUCUCUACAUGAUUCUCAUUUUUUAAAAGUAUUAUUUUAUUAAAAGAAAGGAAGCCGAGAGCGGCGAACAAUGCGUAAAAUAAUUCCAGAGAAAGUUCUGUGAGAAUCAAAAUUGCAAUGAGCUUGGAUUGGUGCGUAGCAAAAAAAAAAUGUGAUAACGGUAGAGCGAGCUAAUUUUGAUAUUCUUACUUGUGAUGUGCGCGUAAUGGACUAAGAUGAUCACGGAUUAUGUGAAAUGAUAUCUUUCGCGAAUAACGAGCAAACUAAUAUGCAUUGCAGUCCACAAAGGGAGAUGAGGUGUUUCGAUAAAAUAUAAUAAUUGACCUCUAUCGAUAAAAAAAUUUCGCAAAUGUUUUCGCUCAUUUACAAUCAUGUGCAUAUGUAUUUUUUCGCUCACUCCGUCACGAAUAAAUCUCCAACUUGAUAUAAUAUUUAUUGUCCAACAAUAAACAGUCAAUUAAAUCCGGCCCAAUGACAAACAUGUCGCUAAACAAAAAUAUAAUAUUCUAAAGAAUUCAUUCGUUUUUUGUAACUCUAUAAAACAGGAAGCUUUAGUAUCGCAGAUAUAGUUUACACAGAUAAAACUUUUUUCUCUUCAUUUGAGAACUCAUCAUGUCACGAUCACAAUGCGAUAUAUAUAUAUAUAAUUUGUAGUUAUUGCAUUUGAAUAUAGGACAAUUAAUAUAUUACUAUA